This is a messenger RNA of Daucus carota subsp. sativus, 4745 nucleotides long. Its product is annotated as mediator of RNA polymerase II transcription subunit 15a. Gene Ontology annotation, molecular function: chromatin DNA binding; transcription coactivator activity. The record is from RefSeq and is a predicted model, not a curated record. NCBI's taxonomy places the organism in Eukaryota, Viridiplantae, Streptophyta, Magnoliopsida, Apiales, Apiaceae. The transcript is spliced from 12 exons. Gene Ontology annotation, biological process: regulation of DNA-templated transcription. The coding region runs from base 279 to 4277 and encodes 1332 amino acids.
CCGACUCACGUACAAGGGUCCACCUAUAAAAGUACCUUCCUAGGGGUCUUCGUCAUUCACGUAUUCGCAGAAAGGAAGCAAAUCAUAAUUUCAAUACACACAGAAUUUUUUAGUUAUAUAUCCAUAUCAGCUUAUAUUUCCAUUACAUCCGAUUCAAUUCAUCCGCAACUACCAAUUAUACACACAUACACAUACACACAUAUUGUUUAUUUGUUCAAUUCAUCGGUGAUCAACUCACUUGAUCGCUUCCGAGUGAGAAUUUGAGUUUAUCAGGUUUGAUGGACAGUGAUAGUAGCCGGAGAGAUACGCAAGGCGGUGAAUUAGCUCCUGAUGGCGGCGCCGAGUGGAGGAGUCGGAUGCAAGCUGAUGCGCGGCAAAAAGUCAUCACUAAGAUAAUGGACUCUUUGAUGAGGCAUCUUCCCCUUGCUGGACAAGAGGGGUUACAAGAGCUCAAGAAAAUUUCCGUGAGAUUUGAAGAAAGGAUUUACUUUGCUGCAACAAGCCAGGAGGAUUAUUUGAGAAGGAUAUCUUCGAGGUUGGUGUCGAUUGAGACAAAACAUGCCAUGGCUAAUGCAACGCCGUCCAACUCUGUUAGUAUUGGCAAGAAUCCCCCAGAUCCAGGUUCUCAGAGCAUGCAAUCACAAUCGAACAGCCAAGGGCCUCCUCUUCCUGUUCCAUUUCAAACUGAUUUGUCUCAAUCUGCUCAACAGUUACCCCAGGAAUUUGCCAAUGAUAUUGCCUCAGCUGGAAUGCAAGGAUCUGCUGGUUUAAGUUCCUCACUGCCUCAGAUCAGCAGUUUAUCACAGACUAAUAUUUCUAACAUUAACCAGAAUUCCAACAUGCAGAGCAUACCAAACUUUUCUGGGGUUCUACAGAACUCUGUAGCAAGUGCAGUUGGACAAGACGUUCCUUCAAAUAUUUUUGCCAAUUCACAGAGGCAUACAGGGAGGCAACAACAGGUUGUUGCUCAACAGCGACUGCAGCAAUCACAAAAUUCCGCUCAGUUUCUCUGUAAGCAGCAGGUAUUGAAGCAGAAGAUCCAACCAGGCACUAUAUCACAUUCCCAAAUGCAGCCUCACAUCCAGAAACAAGAGCAGCAGCAUAACUUAUUGCACUCAAAUCAGUUGCAUUCUUCUCAGCAAUCUAUUAUGCAACCUAGUAUCAUGCAGUCAACUCCAGUUUCUAACCUUCAGCAGAAUCAGCAAUCUUCAGCCCGACAAUCCACACAAUCUGGGGUUCAGCAACAUCCGCAGCCUGUCAGGCAACUCCAGGCCUCGAAUAUUUAUCAACAGCAGACAGAGUUUCAUCAGCAAGGAGUAUUGCCUAAACAGCAGCAACAUCUUGUGGGGCUGUCCAAUGCUACAUAUAUACAACAAAACCAGCUAAUUGGGCAACAAAAUAGCAAUCCUGACAUGCAGCAACAACAACCAAGUUUGCUAAAUCAACAGAAUGAUCUUUCCAACCAACAACAGCAGUUGAUGGGUUUCCCAAACAAACUUGCACAUAUGCAUCAGCAGCAGUCGGACUCUCAGGAGCAGCAACAUCACUAUCAAUUGGCAGGAGAUCAGUCUGGUACAUCUAUCAUGCCAAGUAAUAAAAACUCUGGGGACAUGCUACGACAUCCCAAGGUUACACUGCAGCAAUCUCAGCAGAGCAUGUCAAAUUCGUUGCCAAGUCAAGGUCAACAGUUACAACAGCAGUCGCAGCAGCAGACAAUGUCCAAUCUGUUACCAAAUGGCCCAAACCAAACUCAAACACAGUUGCAGUCACAAAUAAUGUCUCAAAUGCAACCACAACCUGUACAAUUGCAUCAGCAAUUAGGCUCACAACAGAAGCCAAAUCCCUUGCACCAUGAAAUGCAGCAAAGGUGGCAGACACUUCAGCAGCAGCAGAAGCUGGUUUCUCAACCUCAAAGAGCCAUGCAGGAGGCAUCGUCAACUUCUCUGGAUUCCACAGCUCAGACCGGAAACGCAAAUGGUGGAGAUUGGAAGGAGGAGAUAUACCAGAAGAUAAAGUCCAUGAAGGAUAUGUAUUUUCUGGGUUUAAAUGAUUUGUGCCAGAAAAUUGCUGUGAGAUUGCAUCGGCACGAGUCUCUUCUACUACAACAGCCACAGUCACAGCAAGGGAAGAACCUACAAGUUGAGAAGCUUAAAUCUUUUAAGAGUAUGCUCGAGCGCUUUCUAUCAUUCUUACAAAUUUCAAAGAGCAAUAUACAAAUCGGAUACAAGGAUAAAUUGGGCCUUUAUGAAAAGCAAAUUAUUAGCAUGCUUAACUCGGAUAGGCCUCGGAAGCCUAUUCCUCCUAUGCAGCAGGAGCAGUCACUUAUCCCAUCACAUGUGCACUCCAUGCAGCAGUCGCAACGACCACAGUAUCAAAUGACUCAACUGCAGCCUACUGAUAAUCAAUUGAAUUUCCAGAUGCAACCACAGAAUCUGCAAGGCUCAGGGGGGACAAUGCAGCAGAAUAUGGCGAAUUUGCAGCACAAUCCAUCUUCUCCUCUAUCCGGGCUUUCCAAUGCACAGCAGAGUGUGAUGAAUUCGCUAAAGCCAAGUUCUGCUUUAGGUCCAGGACAAAGUAACUCUCUAAAUUCAGUUCAGCAAGUUGCUACCGGACCCCUACAACAAAAUUCAAUGAGGGUUACCCAACAGGCAAAUGUGAACCUUAUUUCAUCACAAAGUGGAGUGAAUUGUCUACAGGCAAACCUUAAUUCACAGCCAAAUUCAAGUAUGCUUCAGAAGCAGCAAGAACAGUUGCUGCAGAACCAGAAAUUGAAGCAAUUCCAGCACCGCCAAAUGCAGCAAAAUGUCAUACAGAAACAGUCGACGCAACAGCUGCAACUCAAGCAAGAAAAGCUGCAGCAGCCAGCCCAGAUGCAAUUAAACCAGUCACCAAUGGUUCAUCAUAUGUCGGAUUCAACUACCUCGGAGGCAAGGCAACUGGGUGAUAAAUCCAGCUCUUCUCAGCUACACCCCUCAGCAAGUCAGCGGUCAGCAUAUCAUCAGCAGUUGAAGCCAGGAAAUCGGUUUCCUAUUUCUUCACCGCAACAACUGCAGCCUCCAUUACCACAGAUUUCUCAACACGGAUCUCCUCAGGUUGAGCAACAAAAUAUGCCCAGUGCUCUCAAUAGAUCUGGUACUCCUUUGCAAUCCACAAAUUCACCUUUAAUGGUGCCAUCUCCUUCAACUCCAGCUGUUCCUUCCCCUGUGCCAGGAGAGUCAGAAAAGGUUAAUUCUGGGGUUUCAUCAUUGUCCAAAGCUGAUAAUAUUGGACACCAAACAGUGGGUACAUUGGUGCCAGCCCAAUCCCUUGCUAAAGGGACUCCUGGGAUAUCAGCGUCACCAUUGCUGGAUGAGUUUAGUCCAGAAGCAGAUCAUGGCAUCGCAGCCACAAUUGUCUCUGGCAAGUCAAAUGCUACAGAAGAGCCUCUUGAACGUUUGAUAAAAGUGGUGAAGUCAAUGUCAUCAAAAGCGUUGACUGCCUCUGUUAGGGACAUUGGAUCAGUUGUUAGUAUGAUUGAUAGAAUGGCAGGAUCCGCUCCAGGUAAUGGAUCAAGUGCUGCUGUUGGUGAGGAUUUGGGUGAUAUGACCAUGUGCCGUCAACAGGCAAGAACCUUUAUCACCCGAGAUGGAACAACUGAAACAAAAAGAACCAAGCAUUAUGCAACUGCCAUGCCCUCAGAUGUUGUCUCUACUGUGGGAAGCAUAAAUGAUGGUUUCAAGCAGUUGAGCGGUUCAGAUUCGUGCGACUUGGAACCAACUGCCAAGAAACCAAGAAUUGAGGUUAAUAAUGCCCUAUUAGAAGAAGUCAAGGAAAUAAACCAUCUGCUUAUAGAUACUGUGGUAAAUAUCAGUGAUGAAGAUGCAGAUCCAACUAUGAGGGAUGCAGCAAUAGGAGGUGGUGAAGGAACUGUUGUUAAGUGCUCUUUUUGUGCUAUAUCUCUGAGUCCAAACUUGAAGCCGCAGUAUUUUUCCUCACAAAUGUCAUCAAUUCAGCCCUUAGCGUUGCUUGUUCCAAAAAAUUAUCCGAGUUGCAGCCCUAUACUCCUGGACAAGUUCCCAGUUGAAGUCUGCAUGGAUUAUGAAGAUCUUUCAUCUAAGGUAAGGUCAAGGUUUAGCAUCUCACUCCGAAGCCUUUCACAGCCCAUGUCAAUUGGGGAUAUAGCAAAGACGUGGGAUAUAUGUGCUCGUGAGGUCAUUUCUGAGUAUGCACAACAGAGUGGUGGUGGAAGCUUCAGCUCGAAAUACGGAACUUGGGAGAAUUGCGUGACUGCUGCAUGAUAUGCUUUUAACUGUAUCCACCAGGAAGUCCCCUUCUACAAUGUUAGAAGACGGCCUUUACUUUGUAUUGCGUGAAGGAGUUUGAGGUUGAGAUGAGGCUCGCUAGUGAUAGGAUGUGUCCUUGAUCUAAUGCUGGAGUUGAAAUACUGCUCUAUACUAUUUUACCUAGCAAAAACAAGAAAUAAAUGCAGUUCUAUUGUGUUCGCAUUUGGCACAAUAGGUUUUUGGCUGCUUCUAACGGUAUUGAAUCACAAAAUUAUAAACUAGAGUGAUUACAAACAUGAGGCCAGACUGUAAUCUGUUUAGAACUAUUCUUUGUAAGCUGUAGAGUUCUUGACAUGCAAUUCGUUGCGACGUAGCAGUUCUUUAUUGAAGCCGCAUGCAUGUCUCACAGGGAGGAAAGAAUCGAUAUACAGUUUUUCUUUGUAAAAGCUUUACUGAUACAGUAUUACUUCCCUUCUCUUAUUA